ACGCGCACGGCCGCGGCUUCUGUUGCUAUGAUGCAAUGGCGACUGCGCCGUGGGAAGUGAGCGAGGAGUUGAAUGAGUUCUCUCCACAGUUGAAGGGAGACAGUCGCCUCCGAUAACAGGGCAGACACGCAGACAGACAGCAAGGCAAGGACACUCGGACAGUGGCUCCGUCCCCGCCACUCUCCAUGGAAACACGCAGCCAGGCGUGUGUGCUAGCCCCGCAGCUAGCCGUGUCAUGACGCUUUUAGAGAUUUCUCUCACAUCUGUGCGACAUCGCAGCAGCAGCAGCAGCAACGAGACAGGAUAAGCACCAACACCCUGUUCGCCCUCCUCAGCCGAAACCCAGUGAAGGGAGGUGUUGCCGGUAUUGUUCCCUCCCCGGUGCCGUUGUUCCUCCUCGGUUGGACCCAUUUGUGCUUCAUACUGGAUAACCAUGGCAGAGAGGACCUCGGCCGGAUUGUUAACCAUGAUGAUGGAGCCCACCCCGGCUGUCGCGAUGACCCUGCCGGCAGAGGUGCGGGAGAAGCUGGCGGAGCUGGAGCUGGAGCUUUCUGAAGGGGACAUCACUCAGAAGGGCUAUGAGAAGAAAAGAGGCAAGCUGUUGGCACCGUACAUCCCACAGAUACAAGGUGUAGAUCCAUCGCUGCAAAUUGACAACAGAAUCCAGGCGUCCUCACAAGCUGUGAUUCCAGGCUCCAAACACAAUAAGUCACGAGCUGCCAACACCCGGGAUGAACGCUUCAGAUCUGAUUUGCACACAGAAGCCGUCCAAGCAGCCUUGGCCAAGUACAAAGAGAGGAAGAUGCCCAUGCCAUCUAAGAGACGAUCUGUGCUAGUUCAGUCAUCUGUCGAGGCAUGCACCCCACCAGACACUUCCUCAGCAUCGGAAGAUGAGGGCUCACUACGCCGGCAGGGUCGUCUGGCCACCUCCACACCCUACCAGGGCCACGGCCACCCAGCCGUUGAGCACUGGUUUAAUCGUGUCAUCCAGGGUUCGUCCACCUCAUCCUCUGCGUCAUCCACCUCAUCCCACCCGGGAGGGAGAUCCGUCACCAACACCACUGCCCACGCAGCCCUCAACGCCAACGCCACAGCUACUGCACUGGCCGACCUCAUGGCACACACCCAGCUAGAUAACCACUCAGCACCCCCUGAUGUGACAGGGCUGUCGGAGAACUCCUCAGUUCAUGCAGAGCGGCCCCAGGUGGCCUCAGUGCGAAGCAUUUCCCGCGGCUACAACUACAACACCAAGGUUAUGGAGACUGCAGAUGGCUGUGAGUGGAGUGAAGGAUCCCUCAGUUUAACGGAUGGUGUUCCAGUCAACAGCCGCGUCUCCUCUAAAAUUCAGCAGCUGCUCAACACUCUGAAGAGACCAAAGCGACCGCCUCUGCGAGAGUUCUUUUUGGAUGACUUUGAGGAGCUCUUGGAUGUGCAGCAGCCAGAUCCCAACCAGCCAAAACCAGAGGGCCAGCUGAUGAGUCCCCUUGAAGGAGAGCCUCUUGGUGUGGUCACCAAUUGGCCUCCCUCGUUGCCAGCAGCCUUACAGCGGUGGGGUAUGACGCAGCCCAAGAGUCCCUGCCUGACAGCACUUGACAAUGCUGGCAAGCCUGUCUACACACUCACCUAUGGUAAACUCUGGACCCGCUGUCAGAAACUGGCGUACACUCUUCUCAACAAGCUGAGCACCAGAAAUGAACCUUUGCUAAUGCCUGGAGACAGAGUUGCACUUGUUUUCCCUAACAACGAUCCGGUGAUGUUCAUGGUGGCCUUCUACGGCUGUCUUCUGGCAGAGCUGGUACCUGUGCCCAUUGAGGUGCCACUGACCAGAAAGGAUGCUGGAAGUCAACAGAUUGGCUUUUUGUUGGGCAGCUGUGGCGUCACAUUGGCACUGACCACUGAUGCUUGUCAGAAGGGCCUGCCCAAAGCACAAACUGGGGAGGUAGCCACUUUCAAAGGCUGGCCGCGGUUGCUGUGGUUUGUGACAGAUGGAAAACAUGUUGUGAAGCCUCCGAAAGAUUGGCAUCCUCCAAUGCGUGAAGCCAGUAAUGACAUCGCCUACAUAGAGUAUAAAACCAGCAAAGAAGGAAGCACCAUGGGGAUCACAGUGUCGCACUCAGCCAUGCUGGCUCACUGUCACGCCCUCACACAGGCCUGCGGCUACACUGAAGCUGAGACCAUAACCAAUGUCCUGGACUUCAAGAGGGAAGCAGGUUUAUGGCAUGGUGUUCUUGCUAGCGUCAUGAACAGGAUGCAUGUGAUCAGCAUCCCUUACUCCCUGAUGAAAGUCAACCCACUCUCCUGGAUACAGAAGGUUCACACUUACAAAGCGCAGGUAGCAGUUGUGAAAUCAAGAGACAUGCACUGGUCUCUGCUUGCCCAGAGAGACCAGAGAGACAUCAGCCUGAGCUCAUUGCGCAUGCUGAUUGUAGCCGACGGCGCUAACCCAUGGUCGAUAUCCUCCUGCGAUGCUUUCCUCAAUGUGUUCCAGGCACGUGGGCUUCGACCUGAGGUGAUCUGCCCAUGUGCCAGUACCUCUGAAGCCAUGACUGUCGCCAUCCGCAGACCUCCAGAAAUGGGCGUUCCUCCUCCAGGGAAGGCUGUGCUGUCCAUGGGUGGGCUGAGCCACAGUGUAAUCCGUGUGGACACAGAGGAGAAACUCUCUGUCCUUACAGUGCAGGAUGUGGGACAGGUCAUGCCUGGAGCUCUUGUUUGUGUGGUGCGGGUGGAGGGGACACCGUAUCUCUGUCAGACAGAUGAGGUUGGAGAAAUCUGCAUAAGCUCCGGUACCACUGGUGUAGCUUACUAUGGCCUCCCAGGCAUGACCAAGAACAUUUUUGAGACCAUCCCAGUGACAUUGUCUGGGGUUCCCAUAAGUGACCGAUCCUUCACCAGGACCUCACUGCUGGGCUUCAUUGGACCAGACAGCCUUGUGUUUGUUGUGGGGAAGAUGGACGGUCUGAUGGUGGUCAGUGGGCGGAGACACAACGCUGAUGACGUUGUUGCCACAGCUCUGGCAGUGGAACCCAUGAAGUUUGUGUACAGGGGAAGAAUAGCAGUGUUUUCUGUGUCUGUGCUGCGUGACGAGAGGAUUGUUGUUGUGGCAGAGCAGAGGCCGGAUGCUUCUGAGGAAGACAGCUUCCAGUGGAUGAGCCGUGUCCUCCAGGCCAUAGACAGCAUCCACCAGGUUGGGGUGUACUGUCUGGCUUUGGUCCCUGCCAACACGCUUCCAAAGGCUCCACUGGGUGGCAUCCAUAUAUCUGAGACCAAACAGCGUUUCCUGGAGGGUGCCUUGCACCCCUGCAACGUCCUUAUGUGCCCUCACACUUGUGUCACCAACCUGCCAAAGCCAAGACAAAAACAACCAGAAGUUGGUCCUGCUUCUAUGAUUGUGGGGAACCUGGUGGCAGGCAAGAGGAUAGCACAAGCAUGUGGGAGAGAUGUGGCACAACUAGAGGACAAUGACCAGGCACGUAAGUUCCUGUACAUACAGGAUGUGCUACAGUGGAGAGCUCAGGCGACUCCAGACCAUCCUCUCUUCCUUGUUCUCAAUGCUAAGGGCACGGUGGCUAGCACAGCUUCCUGUCUGCAGCUGCACAAGCGAGCAGAGCGGGUGGCUGUAGCUUUGAUGGGACGCCUAAACACUGGAGACCAUGUUGCACUCGUCUACCCGCCAGGUAUUGACCUUAUUGCCACCUUCUAUGGCUGCCUGUACGCUGGCUGUGUGCCAGUCACAGUCAGACCCCCACACCCACAGAACCUGGCCACCACCCUGCCCACUGUUAAGAUGAUUGUUGAGGUCAGUAAGUCGGUGUGCAUCCUGACCACCCAAGCAAUAAUGAAGCUGCUGAAAUCCAAAGAGGCUGCUGCUGCUGUGGACAUCAAGAGCUGGCCCAUGGUGCUGGACACAGAUGACCUCCCCAGAAAGAAGAGUCCACAGAUGUACAAGCCCCCAACCCCAGAGAUGUUAGCUUACCUGGACUUCAGUGUGUCGACAACAGGCAUCCUAGCAGGAGUCAAAAUGUCUCACGCUGCCACCAGUGCCUUGUGUCGCUCCAUCAAGCUGCAGUGUGAGCUCUACCCUUCCCGGCAGAUUGCCAUCUGUCUUGACCCCUACUGCGGCCUCGGCUUUGCUUUGUGGUGCCUCUGCAGCGUGUACUCGGGGCAUCAGUCGAUCCUGGUUCCCCCUCUGGAGCUGGAGAGUAACGCAUCUCUCUGGCUCGCCGCAGUCAGUCAGUACAAAGUGCGAGUCACUUUCUGCUCCUAUUCAGUCAUGGAGAUGUGCACCAAGGGCCUGGGUUCACAAACAGAAGCGCUGCGGUUGCGAAAUGUGAACCUGUCCUGUGUGCGCACGUGCAUGGUGGUAGCAGAGGAGCGGCCCCGCAUAGCACUUACUCAGUCCUUCUCAAAGAUCUUCAAAGACUUGGGGCUUUCACCACGAGCCGUCAGCACCACCUUUGGGUGCAGGGUGAAUGUGGCGAUAUGUCUGCAGGGCACAGCCGGCCCUGACCCCACCACUGUUUAUGUGGACAUGAGAGCUCUUCGUCAUGACAGAGUUCGCCUGGUGGAGCGAGGGUCACCACACAGCUUACCAUUAAUGGAGUCUGGAAAGAUCCUACCAGGAGUUAAAGUGAUCAUCGCAAACACGGAGACCAAAGGACCCUUGGGAGACUCCCAUCUAGGAGAAGUCUGGGUGAGCAGUCCUCACAAUGCCACAGGCUACUACACGGUUUACGGCGAGGAGGCCCUGCACGCCGACCACUUCAGCACCAAACUCAGCUUCGGUGACACUCAGACUGUGUGGGCGAGGACGGGCUACCUGGGCUUCCUGCGGCGCACUGAGCUCACUGAUGCCAGCGGAGAGCGCCAUGAUGCCCUCUAUGUGGUCGGUUCUCUUGAUGAGACCCUGGAGCUGAGGGGGAUGAGGUAUCACCCGAUUGACAUCGAGACGUCCGUUAUCCGGUCUCAUAAGAGCAUAGCAGAGUGUGCGGUGUUCACGUGGACUAACCUCCUCGUGGUGGUGGUGGAGCUGGAAGGAUCUGAGCAGGAAGCUCUGGACCUGGUGGCCCUGGUCACCAAUGUCGUCCUGGAGGAGCACUACCUCAUCGUGGGGGUGGUGGUGGUGGUGGACCCCGGCGUCAUUCCCAUAAACUCCAGAGGGGAGAAGCAACGCAUGCACCUCAGAGACGGAUUCCUCGCCGACCAGCUGGACCCCAUAUAUGUGGCUUAUAACAUGUGAGGGUCCGGCUGCUGGAGAGCGACACCUACCUGUGGCUCCUCACGCGACAGAGACCGCAGGGGCGGAAACAAAUAUGGCGCUUGUAACGGUCGUCCGGGGGCCCCCACAUCUGAAUGGUUUCUGUGGAGAGAGAGCACGCUGCCCUCCUGUGGCUGACUCACUGAGGAGAAUACAGUAUGAAAGAAACACGGAGACAAAGGAUAAAAAAAAAAAGUGACACUACUUGUUUCUCUGGUUCUUUUUUUUUUCCUCCCUCUCUCAACUAAUAGUGUUUUAAAGGGCAUUCGGGUUUUUGUUGAAGUGAGUUUGGUUUGUGUUAAAUCCAGAACAUCUGACGGAAAUUAACCAGGUUGUUAAGAUUUAAAUUGUACGACGGAGUGUUAGGGUCAAACUGAAGAAUUCUUUUUUUUAAUCUUUCGAGAAUAAAGACAUAAUAUUAUGAGAAUAAAGUCGUAAUCUUUCAAGAAUAAAGUCGUAAUCUUUCGAGAAUAAUGUCGUAAUAUUAUAAGAAUAAAUGUAGUAUUAUCAUUAUUAUUAUUAUUAUUAUUUUUCAAGCACAAUCUCAUAUGAUCAGCUGCAAACCUGUGUCCAGAUGAGGAACACGGAGCAUUUAUUGUGAAGUGACAUAUUGAUUGGGGCUUCACAAAUAAAGAAGUACUUACUAUUUUUUAUUACAUCAGCACCUCUUUAUAUUUAGGAGGAAAUGUCUGGUAGUGGUCGACUGCAAGGAUAACGCUGGUUACGUCUGUGUUCUGUUGCUGUUUAUUAAUAAUAAUAAUAAUAAUAAUAAUAAUAAUAAUAAUAUUACAUUAGAUAAUGAUAAAAAAGAAAGAAUCUCCAAAUAUUAUGACUCUUCUGCUAAAAUUAUGACUUUAUUCUCUUAAUAUCACUACUUUAUUCUCGUAAUCCAACUUUAUUCACGGAAAAUUGCGACUUAAUUCUCAAAAAAUUAUGACUUUAUUUUCGGAAAAUUAUGACUUUUUUAAUAUUAUGACUUUUUUCUGGUAAUAUCACGACUUUAUUCCCGAAAGAUUCAACUGUUUAUUCUUCUGGUCAGUUUGGCCCUAAUACGCUGUCGUAAAAAUUGUACACUGUGCCAUUAACUUAUUUUACUUAAAUCAGUCUCAAAAGAAAACAACAACUGUUGACUUUGUUUGCCAUACACUUGUGCCAUAGAACAGGACUAAUGUCAGUAACCAAACCUUGUUUCUAUCUAAGCUGUCAGAUGUUUCACCAGCACCACAGUCACGACAUGUGUCACUUGUGGCCACAUCCUAAUAUUAACAGUGACCUUUUUGUGUUCCAGAUCAUCUUAUGGCGUCAGUGCAGAAGCACAAAGCAGUGGUGUUGGGGCGCGGGAAAAAGGGGGCAAUAAUUAGUGUUCUUUGUUGCUCACUCCAGCAGCAGCAGUGCUUUAGUUUGUAGUAACAAAAACAAAAAUGCUUCAAAAUAACAUUUCCUUGUGUGCGAUACUGUUCUUGUUUUUCUUCUGACCAAAAUGCAAUAGGAGCGAUGUGAAAGUUGGCCGCAGACACACGGUAAAGUACCAACCUUUCAAGGCCACGAUAAAUAAAGAGAGGAAUAUAAUAGUUGCUUACAGUAAGCAGCGUUGCCAGAUGAUAAGAACCAAGCCUUAAAUGUCUUUUCAGAUGCCUCUCCGUGUCUCAGCUCCUGCUUAACUCAGUUUUGUGAAGUCUAUCAGCGGCUGGACAGGGGGAGGAAUAUGCAGAAGGAGGUUCGUGUGCUAAAUGUAACGCUCUUGUUUCAUCGACGAAUACACGUGAUCCUGACAUCAGCCGUUAGACACACACAAAUAUUUUUAAUAACGUCUUGUCCCUCUCGUCGGUGGACUUCCAUGUUUUUAUAGCGAAAGGCGUUGCAGUAGUUAUAAGGUUUGAUGCAGAAUGACAGUCUCACGAGCCUCGUGUUGUGACAUCCCCUUCUCAUUGUUAUGUUGUAAACAUUCACUUCACUGUGUUUUGAUUCUUUCUUUUUUCUUUUUUCUUUUUUCUACAUCUCUUCAGUUACAGGCUCCAGCCUGCUGUAAGUAUGUACAGGUAUUUUUGUGUAAAUUAUAAUUAUUAAUAGGUGGA
Molecule: messenger RNA, 7329 nt
Organism: Solea senegalensis (Senegalese sole)
Lineage: Eukaryota; Metazoa; Chordata; Actinopteri; Pleuronectiformes; Soleidae
Gene: dip2a
Product: disco-interacting protein 2 homolog A
Exons: 39
Coding region: 434-5236 (1600 amino acids)
Cellular component (GO): cell surface
Source: RefSeq, a predicted model, not a curated record